This is a messenger RNA of Lynx canadensis (Canada lynx), 4174 nucleotides long. RefSeq names its product zinc finger X-chromosomal protein-like. Gene Ontology annotation, cellular component: nucleus. The record is from RefSeq and is a predicted model, not a curated record. Bases 1245 to 3569 code for a protein of 774 amino acids. Gene Ontology annotation, molecular function: DNA-binding transcription factor activity, RNA polymerase II-specific; metal ion binding; RNA polymerase II transcription regulatory region sequence-specific DNA binding. Gene Ontology annotation, biological process: regulation of transcription by RNA polymerase II. NCBI's taxonomy places the organism in Eukaryota, Metazoa, Chordata, Mammalia, Carnivora, Felidae. The transcript has 8 exons.
AAUGAUAUAUAUUUAUAUAAUAUAUAUGGAAUGUUUAUUUAUUUUUAUGUACAUAAAAGAGGCUUACAUAGUACUUGUAACAUAAGUAAAUCAUGGCCCCUGGUAAUUCUCCCUUUCUUGCUCCUUUUAUGCACUUGCUUUUUAGGCCUGUAUAUGUGCUUUAACUUUUUUUUUUUUUUUUUUGGGAAACUGGCUGUUUAUCCUGUCUAUCCCAAGGCAAAUUUGGUAAAUAACCUUCUUCAACUCUGUCUUUUUUGAGAGAGAGAGAGAGAGAGAGAGAAGAAAAGAGACAGGAAGAGAGGGGUGGGGGAAAGAGAGGGAAAGAGCAUAUGCACACAAGUCUUAUGGUUUUAGGUAUCUUAUAUAGAUGGUACCUUCAUUUUACUUUGUUCAAAGAUGAAUUUAUUUUUUACCUUUUGUAGCUGGUACCAAUUCACCUGUGGCCUGGAGAACCUAAAUACACUGUGAGAAUUAUUUCUGCAGUCAGAAGGUCAGUUAAGAUAGGUCACUUAUAAGGUACACAGAAAUGUCCAAAGAGUGUUUACCAUUGUUAAUGAUUUUUGAAUUUCUAUCAUUUUAUAAUCUAGGAAGGAAGAUUGCAGACUACAUUACAUUAAAAGGUGUAGUAAAAUCUUGGUGAAACUCCCCCAAUACAAAUUGUGUUAAGGUGAACAUGAAAGAGUCAUUGGAUUGCUGGUAGAGAAGAGGCAAGAGGGAGUCAUCUGGGGUAUAAGAAAUGUUGUGUAUUGUAAUCUGAAUAAUGUUACUAUAAGUUUAAAUAUAUACUUAAAAGUAUAAACAUUUAUAUAUAUAAAUUAUUAAGCAGAACACUCAAGAUAUAUGUUCUUUAUGUAAGUAAUACUGUAAUUAAAACAAAAAUUCCCAAACACAGUUAACUUGUUUAACUCCUUUUCACCCAUUAAAUGAUACAGCUGCUCAUACAUCAGUAUAAAUCAGACGUUCCCUUUUAUUAUAUUUGAUAGGGUUUGAUAAAUUAAAUUUGAACAUUUCAGAAAUGUGAAGAUCAUGAUGACAUUUUAAGUAUGUGAUAUAAUUAAUAUUUGGUGUACUUUAUUUCCUGGCUUAGGAGCUGUGACUAAUGAGAAUCAAAGGCCAUGGAUGAAGAUGAACUUGAAUUGCAGCCACAAGAGCCAAACUCCUUUUUCGAUGGAAUAGAACACUUCACAUACAUUCCCAUUUUGAUCAUCACAACAGUCCUGUGAGGAACUGAUGCUACUACGCACAUGGAUGGUGAUCAGAUUGUUGUGGAAGUUCAAGAAACUGUUUUUGUUUCAGAUGUUGUGGAUUCUGAUAUAACUGUACAUAACUUUGUUCCUGAUGACCCAGACUCAGUUGUAAUCCAAGAUGUUAUUGAGGAUGUUGUUAUUGAGGAUGUUCAGUGUUCAGAUGUCUUAGAAGAAGCAGAUGUAUCUGAAAAUGUCAUCAUUCCUGAGCAAGUGCUAGGCUCAGAUGUAACUGAAGAAGUUUCUGUAGCACAUUGUACGGUCCCAGAUGAUGUUUUAGCUUCUGACCUAACUUCAGCUUCAAUAUCUAUGCCAGAACAUGUCUUAACAAGUGAAUCUAUACAUGUGUCUGAUGUUGGACAUGUUGAACAUAUGGUUCAUGAUAGUGUAGUAGAAGCAGAAAUCAUCACUGAUCCUCUGACAACGGACAUUGUUUCAGAAGAAGUAUUAGUAGCAGAUUGUGCCUCUGAAGCAGUCAUAGAUGCCAAUGGGAUCCCUGUGGACCAGCAAGAUGAUGACAAAAGCAACUGUGAAGACUACCUUAUGAUUUCCUUGGAUGAUGCUGGCAAAAUAGAACAUGAUGCUUCCUCUGGAAUGACCAUGGAUGUAGAGUCAGAAAUCGAUCCUUGUAAAGUGGAUGGCACUUGCCCUGAAGUUAUCAAGGUGUACAUUUUUAAAGCUGACCCUGGAGAGGAUGACUUAGGUGGCACUGUAGACAUUGUGGAGAGUGAGCCUGAGAAUGACCGUGAAGUUGAAUUACUUGAUCAAAAUAGCAGUAUUCGAGUACCAAGGGAAAAGAUGGUUUAUAUGACUGUCAAUGACUCUCAGCAAGAAGAUGAAGAUUUAAAUGUUGCUGAAAUUGCUGAUGAAGUUUAUAUGGAAGUGAUAGUAGGAGAGGAGGAUGCUGCAGUAGCAGCAGCAGCAGCAGCUGCUGUGCAUGAACAGCAAAUGGAUGACAAUGAAAUCAAAACCUUCAUGCCAAUAGCAUGGGCAGCAGCUUAUGGUAAUAAUUCUGAUGGCAUUGAAAACCGGAAUGGCACUGCAAGUGCCCUCUUGCACAUAGAUGAGUCUGCUGGGCUUGGCAGACUGGCUAAACAAAAACCAAAGAAAAGGAGAAGACCUGAUUCCAGGCAGUACCAAACAGCAAUAAUUAUUGGCCCUGAUGGACAUCCCUUAACUGUCUAUCCUUGCAUGAUUUGUGGGAAAAAAUUUAAGUCAAGAGGUUUUUUGAAAAGGCACAUGAAAAACCAUCCCGAACACAUUACCAAGAAGAAGUACCACUGUACUGACUGUGAUUACACUACCAACAAGAAGAUAAGUUUACACAACCACCUGGAGAGCCACAAGCUCACCAGCAAGGCCGAGAAGGCCAUCGAAUGUGAUGAGUGUGGGAAGCAUUUCUCUCAUGCUGGGGCUUUGUUUACUCACAAAAUGGUGCAUAAAGAAAAAGCCAACAAAAUGCACAAGUGUAAAUUCUGUGAAUAUGAGACAGCUGAACAAGGGUUAUUGAAUCGCCACCUUUUGGCGGUCCACAGCAAGAACUUUCCUCAUAUUUGUGUGGAGUGCGGUAAAGGUUUUCGUCACCCGUCAGAGCUCAAGAAGCACAUGCGAAUCCAUACUGGGGAGAAGCCGUACCAGUGCCAGUACUGCGAAUAUAGGUCUGCAGACUCUUCUAACCUGAAAACCCAUGUAAAAAGUAAGCAUAGUAAAGAGAUGCCAUUCAAGUGUGACAUCUGUCUUCUGACUUUCUCAGAUACCAAAGAGGUGCAGCAACAUGCUCUUAUCCACCAAGAAAGCAAAACACACCAGUGUUUGCACUGCGACCACAAGAGUUCGAACUCGAGCGACUUGAAACGACACAUAAUUUCAGUCCACACGAAAGACUACCCCCACAAGUGUGACAUGUGUGACAAGGGCUUUCACAGGCCUUCCGAACUCAAGAAACACGUGGCUGCCCACAAGGGUAAAAAAAUGCACCAGUGUAGACAUUGUGACUUUAAGAUUGCAGAUCCAUUUGUUCUAAGUCGCCAUAUUCUCUCAGUUCACACAAAAGAUCUUCCGUUUCGGUGUAAGAGAUGUAGAAAGGGAUUUAGGCAGCAAAAUGAGCUUAAAAAGCAUAUGAAGACACACAGUGGCAGGAAAGUGUACCAGUGUGAGUACUGUGAGUAUAGCACUACAGAUGCCUCAGGCUUUAAACGGCAUGUUAUCUCCAUUCAUACGAAAGACUAUCCUCACCGUUGUGAGUACUGCAAGAAGGGGUUCCGACGACCUUCAGAAAAGAACCAGCACAUAAUGCGACAUCAUAAGGAAGUUGGCCUGUCCUAAUAGUCCUUAUACAGACAUUUGUGGAGAUACUGGCCCUAAAGCAGAAAUCUCAUUUUAAAGCCAAUCAGUCUCAUUCACAUGCAAUACUGUAUAUCAAUUUAUGCUGUGUACAAAUAGAAUUAUUGCUUCUAGUCAACUUUUCUUUACAUUUUACUAAAUAGAGUGUUCUGGAUCCUAUUCAGUUUGUUCAGUGGCAAAAAAUAGCAACAAUGAAGUUGCUUUUAAAAAUGAAUCUCUGAUGUUGUACUUAACUUUUUCAGUCUUAGAAGUUUUACUAUUCAUAAAUAUUUAUUCACAUUGAUGGUACUCUUCUAAGACCACUUACAGAUUAAAAACACACAAUUGGUUAUUCAAAAAGUAAUUAUUUUCACUCAUUUUUCCCCAUAAAUUUUUUAGAUUAAAUACAAACAUCUACAAAUAGAAACAGAUUGUAUUCUUGGGUCUAAUCAUUACCUGAAAGUAAUUUCCUUGUCUUGCUUAAUGUUUUCAGACCACAUGACCGUGAAACUUUCCAUCUGAGUCUCUAGCAUUGCUAAAUACAGAACAUUUGCUAGUUUUAUGUUUAAUUUUCAUUUUAUUUAACUAGGCUUUCUUGUGACUUUCUC